Messenger RNA from Myodes glareolus (Bank vole), 4501 nucleotides. RefSeq names its product WD repeat domain 35 (gene Wdr35). The record is from RefSeq and is a predicted model, not a curated record. Gene Ontology annotation, cellular component: non-motile cilium; intraciliary transport particle A. Gene Ontology annotation, molecular function: protein binding. Gene Ontology annotation, biological process: non-motile cilium assembly; protein localization to cilium; intraciliary retrograde transport. NCBI's taxonomy places the organism in Eukaryota, Metazoa, Chordata, Mammalia, Rodentia, Cricetidae.
CCGCAGACCGAUUCCACAGCAAUCCAUGGCCCGCGCAGGCGCACGACAGCCAGUGCCAGGCUGGAGGGCCACACCGGAAGUUCUCUAAGCGCCCCGGAUGCGACUGGGUGGCGGCGGUUGCCAGGCGACGGGAGCUUCUCUGUGCCGCCGGUGCUCGCGAAUGGAGGUGUAGAACUCAUUAUAUAUUGCGGGCCUUGACCGCUGAGGGUCGUCUUCUCCGAGUACCCAUGAUGUUCUUCUAUCUGAGCAAGAAAAUUGCUGUUCCCAACAAUGUGAAGCUGAAAUGCAUAUCCUGGAACAAGGACCAAGGGUUCAUAGCUUGUGGUGGUGAGGAUGGAUUGCUCAAAGUGUUGAGAUUAGAGACACAGACAGAUGACUCAAAAUUGAGGGGUCUAGCAGCCCCUAGCAACCUUUCCAUGAACCAGAAUCUUGAAGGGCACAGUGGUGCUGUUCAAGUUGUAACAUGGAAUGAACAGUAUCAGAAGUUGACUACCAGUGAUCAGAAUGGGCUUAUCAUUGUCUGGAUGUUGUAUAAAGGCUCUUGGUAUGAGGAGAUGAUCAACAACCGCAAUAAGUCGGUGGUUCGCAGUAUGAGCUGGAACGCUGACGGCCAGAAGAUCUGCAUUGUGUAUGAAGACGGAGCUGUGAUAGUUGGCUCCGUGGACGGGAAUCGGAUUUGGGGAAAAGACCUGAAGGGUAUACAGCUAUGCCAUGUGACCUGGUCUGCAGACAGUAAAAUCUUACUUUUUGGAAUGGCAAAUGGAGAAAUACACAUUUAUGAUAAUCAAGGAAAUUUUAUUAUGAAAAUGAAAUUGAAUUGUUUGGUGAAUGUCACUGGAGCAAUCAGUAUCGCUGGGAUUCACUGGUACCAUGGCACAGAGGGCUAUGUGGAGCCGGAUUGCCCAUGCCUGGCAAUUUGUUUUGACAAUGGGAGAUGUCAAAUAAUGAGACACGAGAAUGACCAAAAUCCGAUUUUGAUUGAUACGGGCAUGUAUGUGGUUGGUAUCCAGUGGAACCACAUUGGCAGUGUGCUAGCUGUGGCAGGCUCUCAGAAAGUAGUCACGCAGGACAAAGAUGUCAACAUUGUGCAGUUUUACACGCCAUUUGGUGAGCACCUGGGUACUUUGAAAGUCCCGGGAAAGCAGAUGUGCUCGCUGUCUUGGGAAGGAGGCGGACUGAAGAUUGCUUUAGCUGUUGACUCCUUUAUAUAUUUUGCAAAUAUUCGACCUGACUAUAAGUGGGGCUAUUGUUCAAAUACUGUGGUUUAUGCGUAUACCAGACCCGAUCGUCCUGAGUACUGUGUUGUCUUUUGGGACACAAAAAACAAUGAGAAAUACAUUAAAUAUGUGAAGAGUCUCAUUUCCAUCACCACUUGUGGCGAUUUCUGCAUUUUGGCUACGAAAGCUGAUGAAAAUCACCCUCAGGAGGAGAAUGAAAUGGAGACCUUUGGUGCAACGUUUGUGUUAGUUCUUUGCAAUUCUAUUGGCACACCCUUGGACCCGAAAUACAUUGAUCUGGUACCACUAUUUGUUGCCAUGACCAAAACCCAUGUGAUAGCAGCUUCAAAAGAAGCCUUUUAUACCUGGCAAUAUCGUGUGGCAAAGAAGCUCACAGCGUUGGAGAUUAACCAGAUCACACGGUCCCGAAAAGAAGGGAGAGAAAGAAUUUAUCAUGUUGAUGAUGUUCCUUCUGGAUCUGUGGAUGGGGUGUUUGAUUACAGUAAAGCGAUUCAGGGUACAAGGGAUCCAAUUUGUGCCAUUACUGCAUCUGAUAAGACAUUAAUUGUGGGGCGUGAAUCUGGCAUCAUCCAGAGGUACAGCUUUCCUAAUGUUGCUCUGAUUCAAAAAUAUUCUCUGGAUUGCCGGGCCUGCCAGUUAUCCUUGAACUGCAACUCUAGUCGUCUUGCUAUCAUCGACAUCGCGGGAGUCUUGACGUUCUUUGACUUGGAUACUCGGGUGACAGACAGUACAGGGCAGCAAGUAGUCGGCGAACUGUUAAAACUGGAGCGCAAAGAUGUCUGGGAUAUGAAGUGGGCCAAGGAUAAUCCUGAUUUGUUUGCAAUGAUGGAGAAGACGAGAAUGUAUGUCUUUAGAAACUUGGAUCCUGAGGAACCUAUUCAGACCUCUGGAUAUAUUUGCAACUUUGAAGAUUUGGAAAUUAAGUCUGUUCUAUUGGAUGAGAUUCUAAAGAAUCCAGAACACCCUAGCAAGGAUUAUAUAAUGAACUUUGAGAUCCGGUCCCUGCGAGAUAGUCGAGCACUGAUUGAGAAGGUUGGAAUUGAAGACGCAUCUCAGUUCAUAGAGGACAAUCCUCAUCCCCGACUUUGGCGCCUGUUGGCCGAGGCGGCCCUCCAGAGGCUGGACUUGUGCACGGCCCAGCAGGCGUUUGUGCGCUGCAAGGAUUACCAGGGCAUCAAGUUUGUGAAGCGCUUGGGAAAUCUGCAGAGUGAGGCAAUGAAGCAGGCCGAAAUUAUUGCCUACUUUGGCAGGUUUGAAGAAGCUGAAAGAAUGUAUCUAUCCAUGGACAGAAGAGACCUCGCUAUUGGUCUGAGGCUGAAACUGGGGGAUUGGUUCAGAGUCCUGCACCUCCUGAAGACUGGGUCUGGGGACGCAGAUGACAGCCUCCUUGAGCAAGCCCACAAUGCCAUUGGAGACUACUUUGCUGAUCGACAAAAGUGGCUGAAUGCUGUGCAGUAUUAUGUAAAAGGCAGGAAUCAGGAACGCCUAGCCGAAUGCUACUAUAUGCUAGAAGAUUAUGAGGGGUUAGAGAAUCUUGCCAAUUCACUUCCAGAAAACCACAAAUUGCUUCCAGAAAUAGCACAGAUGUUUGUGAGAGUUGGAAUGUGUGAACAAGCCGUGAGCGCAUUCUUGAAGUGUAACCAACCGAAGGCUGCGGUGGACACUUGCGUACACCUCAACCAAUGGAACAAAGCUGUUGAAUUGGCCAAAAGUCACAGCAUGAAGGAAAUUGGAUCUCUGCUAGCUCGGUAUGCAGCGCAUCUGCUGGAGAAGAACAAGACCCUCGACGCCAUAGAGCUCUACAGGAAAGCCAGCUACUUUUUUGAAGCGGCCAAGCUGAUGUAUAAGAUUGCCGAUGAAGAGGCCAAGAAGAGAACGAAGCCUUUGCGUGUGAAGAAGCUCUAUGUGCUGUCGGCCCUGCUCAUCGAGCAGUAUCAUGAGCAGAUGAAAAACGCCCAGCGAGGGAAAGUUAAAGGGAAGAACUCGGAGGCCACUUCUGCCUUGGCUGGCUUGCUAGAAGAGGAAGUUCUCUCUACAAGCAGUCGGUUCACAGAUAACGCUUGGAGAGGAGCUGAGGCUUACCACUUCUUUAUACUCGCCCAGCGGCAGCUCUAUGAGGGCUAUGUUGACACGGCCUUGAAGACAGCUCUUCAUCUGAGAGACUAUGAAGACAUCAUUCCCUCGGUUGAGAUCUACUCGUUACUAGCACUCUGUGCUUGUGCGAGCAGAGCUUUUGGUACCUGUUCCAAAGCUUUUAUUAAACUGGAAUCAUUAGAGACACUCAGUGCAGAACAGAAGCAGCAGUAUGAAGACCUGGCUCUGGAAAUCUUCACCAAACACACGCCAAAGGACAACAGGAAAUCGGAGUUGAACAGCCUUCUUGAAGGUGGAGAAGGAAAACUGCCGACAUGCAUUGCCACUGGAAGCCCAAUCAUCGAGUACCAGUUCUGGGUGUGCAAAGUGUGCAAGCACUACGUUCUUGCUCAGGAAAUCAGUAACUAUAACUUCUGUCCUUUAUGCCACAGUUCGGUAGAAUAAAGGGAAGAACCUUGUUAAUUGUGAAAUACAUGAAAUAUAUGUACUUAUCUGCACAUGUGUAUGAAAUAAUGCUUGAUUUCCUUAGAUUUCAUAUGAAAAUCAGUUUUUUUAUCUUGUAGUUGUAUUUUUGUAUAAAAGAUAUAUCAAACAAUAAAAUGAGGGCUGGAAUGUAGCUCAAUGGUAGGGUGCUUUCCAAGCAUGCACAAGGCCCUGGGUCCAUUGCAAUACUGGAAAAAAAAAAAGAUAAUUCAUGUAUUACAGUUCAACUGUGAGAUAAUUUGACUAAUUUUCACAUAAUACCUACAGAUGUGAAGUUAAUUUUUCCUGUAUUUCCUGUCUGUCCAUUUAUCAUUUAUAUAGCUUAUAGUUUGUGGCAAGUUAUCACGGAAAUACUCUCCACCAGGAAUAUUUUUCUCUUAUUGUCAAGGUUACUAGUUCAUUAGAGAACCCUCAAGAGGCAGGUGGAGGAGGCAGGGGAGGGGCAAACCUGAAGCAGAGAGUUGACAGACCCUGUAUUUCAGGGAGGUUGAGCAACUGUUGUAUGAAAUGAGCUCUAUUCCAGCUCUGUUUCUAUCUCAGGAUUAAACUCAUCUGUAUUUUAUUUUCAUAAAUGAGGAGAUGGCAUUUUAAGACUUAUUAUUUGAAGUUUUAAAAAAAUAUUUUAUCCUCAUUCAAGAAGAGGAAUUUGGCACCCAUUUUUCUUGUAAUAAACAUGAACGAACUGA